Anthostomella pinea is the source of this 480-nucleotide messenger RNA. The record is from the annotation of a GenBank genome assembly. NCBI's taxonomy places the organism in Eukaryota, Fungi, Ascomycota, Sordariomycetes, Xylariales, Xylariaceae.
AUGUUUUGGGGUAGUAUUCGCUACGGCACAAAGAGCGAGUUGGCCAUCUGCAACGGGGACCCCGAGGCCAAGAGGGGGGGUGUAACGGCUCGGAUUCAUAAGGAAAUCCUCGAGGAAGAGCUCCCUAAGGUGAUGGAGCCAGGGAACAUCUUCAUGCAAGAUAAUGCUCCUAUUCACACCUCAAAGUUAAUGAAGGAGUGGCUAGCAAACUUCGGGUUCCCGGUUCUGGGGUGGCCUCCUUACUCCCCCGACCUCAACCCCAUGGAGAAUCUCUGGUCAUGGCUUAAACAGAGAAUCUGCAGAGACUAUCCCGACCUUGCAGACCUGCCGGCUAACGAGGACGUCAUGGAUCAGCUAAUAGAUGCCGCAGAGAGGUGUUGGGAGGCGGUUGAAGUUGAUAUGGUUAAUAGGCUGAUAGAUUCGAUGCCAGACCGGAUCGCGGCCAUCAUCGAAGCGAAAGGAUGGUACACAAAGUAUUAA